AUGGAUAUGGCCACGGGGUCUUCUUCCCGGCCUAUUCUUCCCCACACAAGGACACUUGAAUCCACGAGCGAUGAGGACUUGGCAUCUUUCUUACCUGCGCUGUUUGCUACUAGUAAAGCGCGAGUGCUCGCCGAAAUGGCCCGGGAAUCUCCUCGUGCCUCUGGUUCGACAGAAAAUGCAAGUGGCCUUGAUGCCACUGCCGUGAUCGUCGAUACUGGGGGGUCGAAUAACAAUAUCUGCGCACUCGGCGCAAAAAUCGACGAUGUAUUGAACGAUCCGGAUUUCCAGAACCAGAUGGUGCAAUCCUUCCGACGUCAAAUGCGUUUGCAGGAGUUGCAAGUGCAAGAGGCAGAUGCGGACACCAGGACCGAGUGGCACAUCUCAUCGUUCAAGGAUGGUUUACCUCGUGAGCGAACUCCUGGCCAAUCUGAGAGUCCUCUUCCGCGGGGAGUCUUUGACGGCACUAAGGAGGGUGACGCAGGAACUGGGGGCGCAAUAGCCGGCACAAGGUCCGAUAUAGAUAUGGACCCAAACUCGCAACCCGCACACGAAAUGCCAACUGCGGUCCAACAGCAGCCUAGAAGUCCUGCCCAAGCUCUCAGGGCUUUCCUUACUGGUUCUCUGCCCCAGCACGAUAUCGUCCCUGUCAAGCAUGUACCAGAUGAUCCGCCCUUUGGUCCCAUCUGCGUGCCAGAAUGGGACGGCUUCAAAGACUGGUGGGUGCAUGUGGACAUCAACAACCCUCCAGCCACGCUUGCGGACUACUACAAAGCACUCGCGGAGACUGAAGCACAGGCGUUAGCUGUAUUCGGUGAUCCCUUAGAGUUGUAUAAGCGAACUCUCGAAGCACAUCCACCAGGCUAUGAAGUCUACAAUCUUCACAAGGCAGUCGAAUCUCUAUCUAUUCCUGGUCCCGCUUUACUACCUCCAAGUCAGCAUUUCCCUGCAAUAAUCGGCAUGCCUCCGCCUCCGCCAGACGAUCCGACCGAAGUACUCGGGCAGGAUCCUUGGAGCAUGGUAGAGAUACUGCUUCUCCUGGAUGUAAUUGCUCAUUACUCCCCCGCUGAGGCUGGCUGGGAGAAAAUCUCGCAGGUCUACAACAAUGUGCUCUUAGGAACUUUGCGCAAGUGGAUCGCGGAUCGGAUGCGGGACUCAAAGAAGGACAUGGAUACUCGCCGUAGUCUGGCACAGCACAUGUGUGUGGACAGAGCCAAGGAGAAGUACGCCCUGAUGCAUGGACGCGCAGUGAAGCCGCAAGUGGAAUCCAAAGAUCCGCGCGCACCGCUGCAGAACAAACAGCACUAUGCAUUGCCCACGCGGCUGCUUGCGUGCGAUUUGCCCUCAAGACGAGAUUCAGAACGCAGUCUGCGGGGCCUUGAUGUCUCAGAUCCCAUUGCAUUGGUCCAGAUUGACUCGAGGAGGCGCGCGCCCUAUACCUUUGAAGGCUGGGUGGAGCAGGAAGCAGAAACUAUGCCCCCUCCUUCGGAAUCAUUUGUCUUCGGACCUGUCGAUUCUGCGGCUUCAGCUGCCAUCCCGUCUCCCCUAAUGCCGCCUGAAGCACCACCUUCUCAAUUAAUAGAGCAACCCGAUAAACCUGUCGAGGUACUUCCAGAGCCUCGUCCGGAGUAUCGCAUCCGGCCCCCUCCGCUCUCCAUGCCGGUUGCGCAAGCGUCCCUUCUUACGAGUACACUCGCUGCAUUUCGAGUCGCGAAGAAAGCGCAGCUCACGGAGCCUGACCAAUAUGAAAGACUAGUUGAUGACGCCUUGCGCCAAGCCACCGACCUGUAUGCCGAGCUAAAUCCUGCAUAUCCGAUCCGCACAGCCUGGGAGUGCUGGCAUCGUUGGUGUGUGCCUCUUGGCAAAAUGGAAGUGAGUGCCGGUUCAAUCGUGAAUGCUAACAACAAGAGCAAGGGGAAUUUCAAGAAGCCCAAGAAGGGCAAGAAGACAAAGUCUGCUGUCCCAUCUAUCCACCCUGUCCUUGGCAAUUUGGUCAACUUUGCUGCUCCUGUGCCCAUUCCCGGGACUUUUCCGGACGAGCCUGGUGUGGUGCAUCAUUUCGUAAAACAUGACCCACGUCCUGGAUUGCAAACGUUUGCGGCGGCGGCCCGGGCGCACCAGCAGAAUUCGAACGGUACUUUCGAAUGGUGGUUGAGGUGUUUACGAGGGGUGUCCAGUUCACCUGGUUGUGGCCCUAUUCGUCCUGAGGGAAGGCGCAACAAGUCAAGGUAUCCGAAUGUCCCUGUAGGCACGUUAGGCUCCAACGUUCGACCAGGAAUAUUCGCGUGGUUCCAAUGCGCGCUGGUAAACCGCACGAUGUUGCGGCUGGUGACUGACGCAGGCAGAAGCAGGAGGGCGUCCACGCGAGAAGACGGGAAUUCCAGCGAGGAUGCCCCAAGCGAUGACGAUUCAAGCGAUAACAGUGAUGCGACUGAAGGUGAAAGUGAGAAGAUGUGUGGAAGAGGGUUAGACUGGUUAGGGGAGGGGGCGAAGGUACUGCCGGCCCACCUGAGAGACCUGCCUAUCCCUCCCCGCCCAAAAUAUCUUGGCCGCCAUAAUUGA
This is a messenger RNA of Sparassis crispa, 2559 nucleotides long. RefSeq lists its product as hypothetical. The transcript is spliced from 2 exons. Bases 1 to 2559 code for a protein of 852 amino acids. The record is from RefSeq and is a predicted model, not a curated record. Lineage: Eukaryota; Fungi; Basidiomycota; Agaricomycetes; Polyporales; Sparassidaceae.